UCAUAAUCAAAUUAGCUGAAUGCAUAUCGCCCAGAUUUGAGUUUGUUUUCCUAUACAGCAUGUUUUGCCUCUAAAAUGGCAACUAUAGCCGAGAUAUUACAGUAGAUGCAAAAAAACCCAACCCCAAAAUCUUAACUCGAUUGCCCACUUGAACAAAACAUACAGACAUGCGUUUGUUUUGAAGUCCACAUCUCUCAAUUUCCGGUAAUGUUUCACCUUACAGUGUAUAAUUUGGCGCAACUGGACCUGCAGCCCUGCAAGGAGUCUCGCUGCCUCCCUCCUUCCCUCCCUCCCUGGGUCUCUUCCCAGUUGAAAGCCUGCACUUCUCGCCCAGGUGUGACAUUUUUGGAGUGCCUCAUUGGAACCGCAACCCGCCGACAAGAUGACGGACUCCACACCGCCAGACCCCACCGCCGUCCCGGACCCGGCUGUAGUAGUGGACCCCACAGCGGUGAACGGGCAGUGCGAGCAGGCGGACUCCCAGCAGCAGCCCAACACAGAAAGUCAGGGAGACGGUUUCAAGAUGGACCAGGAGAUGAAGAUAUCAGACAGCAUAGAGGACCGAGGUCUUCUGGAAAGCAGCAUGCGUCUGAAGCCUCAUGAAGCUCAGAGUUACCGCAAGAAAGCUCUGUGGGUGUCCUGGGUGUCCAUAGCCAUCACCAUCAUCCUGGCCAUCGUCGCCUUCACUGUUUCCAUCAUGCGACACAGCGCUUCAGCUUUUGGAUUUGCCUUUGAUGCCACGCUGGAUGUGCUGUCCUCUGUCAUCGUCCUGUGGCGGUACAGCAACGCCGCUGCUGUCCACUCGGCACACCGUGAAUACAUAGCCUGUGUUAUCCUCGGGGUGAUUUUCAUCCUGUCCUCCUUGUGCAUUCUGGGUAAGGCCAUCCAUGACCUGGCCACCAAGCUGCUACCUGAAGUGGACGGAUUCCUGUUCAGCGUGUCCAUCAUCAGCGGCUUGGUGUGCAUCAUCCUGGCUGUGAUCAAGUUUAUGCUCGGCAAAGUGCUCACGAGCCGAGCCCUCAUCACCGAUGGAUUCAACUCACUGGUGGGGGGGAUCAUGGGGUUCUCCAUCCUCAUCAGUGCUGAAGUGUUCAAGCAUGAGCCCAAGGUGUGGUACCUGGAUGGGACAAUAGGCGUCCUCAUAGGUCUUAUCAUCCUGGCCUAUGGAGUCAAGCUACUGCUGGACAUGGUCCCACGGGUCCGUCAAACCAGGAACUACGAGCGUUUUGAGUGAUGGACCGCAGUGGAAAAAGACAAAGGGGGGGUGGG
This is a messenger RNA of Scatophagus argus, 1269 nucleotides long. Its product is annotated as transmembrane protein 163-like. The transcript is spliced from 8 exons. Gene Ontology annotation, cellular component: synaptic vesicle membrane. The coding region runs from base 383 to 1234 and encodes 283 amino acids. Gene Ontology annotation, molecular function: zinc ion binding. NCBI's taxonomy places the organism in Eukaryota, Metazoa, Chordata, Actinopteri, Scatophagidae. The record is from RefSeq and is a predicted model, not a curated record.